Diospyros lotus (date-plum) is the source of this 2186-nucleotide messenger RNA. RefSeq lists its product as uncharacterized. The coding region runs from base 104 to 1954 and encodes 616 amino acids. The transcript has 10 exons. Gene Ontology annotation, molecular function: oxidoreductase activity, acting on the CH-OH group of donors, NAD or NADP as acceptor. The record is from RefSeq and is a predicted model, not a curated record. Gene Ontology annotation, cellular component: membrane. Lineage: Eukaryota; Viridiplantae; Streptophyta; Magnoliopsida; Ericales; Ebenaceae.
UGGGAACACGCCCACAAAGAAACGAAGAGGCAAAGUUGCAAUGAAGACCCAACAAUCCAGUUGCUGAAACCGAAUCCCCUGGGCAGGUCCCUUCUGUUCUGCAAUGGCGGAGGCAACACCAGCAGUCCCAACCAAGAACAGAUAUGCAGUUGUUACAGGGUCAAACAAAGGAAUAGGGUUUGAAAUAUGUAGGCAGUUGGCUUGUAAUGGGGUCCUGGUGGUUUUAACAGCCAGAGACGAGAAGAAGGGACUUGAGGCUGUUGAGAAACUCAAAGGGUGUGGCCUUUCUGAUUAUGUCUUCUUCCAUCAGCUUGAUGUGGUGGACCCAUCUAGUAUUGCUUCCCUUGUUGAUUUCAUCAAGACCAAAUUUGGAAGACUUGAUAUUUUGGUGAACAAUGCUGGGAUUGCGGGACACAUCAUGGACUGGGAAGUUUUCCAGUCAGUGAUGGCUAAGGGAGGAGCACUGACCCAUGACAACUUGGCCGGAGCGAUGACUCAGACUUAUGAGAUGGCUGAAGAGUGCUUGCAAACAAACUACUAUGGUGCAAAGAGGAUGAUCGAAGCAUUUAUCCCCCUCCUGAAGCUAUCUGUUUCGCCGAGAAUCGUCAAUGUUUCUUCUGGAUUAGGGCAGUUACAGGAGAUACCAGGCGAGUGGGUUAGAACAGUGUUGAAUGAUGUGGAAAGCCUUACAGAAGAGAGGAUAGACGAGCUGAUAAAUGAUGAGUUCCUGCAAGAUUUCAAAGCAGGAUUACUGAAGACUAAAGGCUGGCCUGUCGUCUUCUCGGCCUACAAAAUGUCCAAAGCUACAAUGAACGCCUACACGAGAAUCCUCGCGAAGAAGAACCCGGGUUUUCUGAUCAACUGCGUCUGCCCUGGUUAUGUUAAAACCGAGAUUAACGGAAAUACUGGCCAUCGGAGUGUAGAAGAAGGUGCUGAAUGUCCGGUGAAGCUCGCCCUUCUACCCGAUGAUGGCCCCACUGGCCUUUUCUUCUCCAUGGGUGAAGUCUCAUCCUUUUGUCCCUUCUGUUCAGCAAUGGCGGAGGCAACACCAGCAGUCCCAAACAAGAAUAGAUAUGCAGUUGUUACAGGGUCAAACAAAGGAAUAGGGUUUGAAAUAUGUAGGCAGUUGGCUUGUAAUGGGGUCCUGGUGGUUUUAACAGCCAGAGAUGAGAAGAAGGGACUUGAGGCUCUAGAGAAACUCAAAGGGUGUGGCCUUUCUGAUCAUGUCCUCUUCCAUCAGCUUGAUGUGGUGGAACCAUCUAGUAUUGCUUGCCUUGUUGAUUUCAUCAAGACCAAAUUUGGAAGACUUGAUAUUUUGGUGAACAAUGCUGGGAUUGGGGGACUCAUCAUGGACUGGGAAGUUUUCCGGUCAACAAUGGCUAAGGGAGGACCUCAGGCACUGACCCAUGAAAACUUGGGCGGAGCGAUGACUCAGACUUAUGACAUGGCUGAAGAGUGCUUGCAAACAAACUACUACGGUGCAAAGAGGAUGAUCGAAGCAUUUAUCCCCGUCUUGAAGCUAUCUGGUUCGCCGAGGAUCGUCAAUGUUUCUUCUACAGGAGGGCUGUUACAGAACAUACCAGGCGAGUGGGUUAGAGCAGUGUUAAAUGAUGUGGAAAGCCUUACAGAAGAGAAGAUUGAUGAGUUGAUAAAUGAUGAGUUCCUGAGAGAUUUCAAAGCAGGAUCACUGGAGACCAGAGGCUGGCCGGUCGUCCUAUCGGCCUACACAAUGUCGAAAGCUGCCAUGAACGCCUACACGAGAAUCCUUGCGAAGAAGAACCCGGGUUUUUUAAUCAAUUGCGUCUGCCCCGGUUACGUCAAAACUGACAUUAACGAAAAUACGGGCCACCGGAGUGUAGAAGAAGGUGCUGAAUGUCCGGUGAAGCUUGCCCUCCUGCCCGAUGAUGGCCCUACUGGCCUUUUCUUCUCCAUGGGUGAAGUCUCAUCCUUUUAAAGAUGAGAUUAUGACAAUGGUAUCCAUCAUUCAGUCAUCUUUAGCGGGCUGAUCGGGUGGGCAACCCGUAAUGUCCCUUAAAUAAAAUGUUUCCCCAAUUACUUGUGCCUGCGAUGAGAUUCUAUAAUAAGUGUUAGUGUAUUGAUACUUUAUUUAUUAACGCAUGUGUUAUAUAUAGGGUUGGAAUUGAACUAAAUUAAGAGAUUUAUUGAGUUCAGUCUUGAUUUGUGAA